This is a messenger RNA of Lodderomyces parapsilosis, 1878 nucleotides long. RefSeq lists its product as uncharacterized. Gene Ontology annotation, molecular function: ubiquitin-ubiquitin ligase activity. The transcript has a single exon. The record is from RefSeq and is a predicted model, not a curated record. Lineage: Eukaryota; Fungi; Ascomycota; Pichiomycetes; Serinales; Debaryomycetaceae. Gene Ontology annotation, biological process: protein polyubiquitination; protein monoubiquitination. Gene Ontology annotation, cellular component: ubiquitin ligase complex. The coding region runs from base 1 to 1878 and encodes 625 amino acids.
AUGAAAGACAUAGAGCCGCCUAGUGAAGAAACCCUUUUGAAUAAUAUCCUCCCCAGCUAUGACAUGUUUAAGAGCACCAUUUCGCUCGAGUUGGAGCCACUGGAUGAGAAUUACACAGUUGAUCCGCCCACUUACGAUGAUCAUACGAUGACGCCGGUGACUUCUGCUAGAGAAUCAGAGACUCCGGAUGCUGAGGUGCUUGUUGAUGAUUACUCAGGGAGCGCUGAAAACAAUCUACAGGAAACGAUUUUGGCCAAUAUGGAUAACCUACCCAGCUUAAAGGGGAAUGCAAAAAGUGAUGGUCUUGACGUGAAGAUAAGUUUUACUGAAACAGUGGGUCAAGUUGGAAUCAAGCCGGUUAUGACUGACAUCAGUGCAAGAGAAUUCAAGCAAGGUGAUUUUCUUCACGGAUAUGUUACCAUCAAAAACACCACGGAGGAGGCCAUAAAGUUUGACAUGGUUUAUGUAUUGUUUGAUGGGGUGGUGGCUCUAAACACUGACACCUCCCCCAACAAGCAUACCUUUCUCACAAUGGUAGAUCUAUUUGCCUCCUGGAGCUAUGCCAACAUUGACAGGUUGGUCACGGACAAGGGGGAUCCUCAUGAUUGGUGUCCAGGGGAGAUCGAUCCAUAUGAUGGAACUUCCCUUUCAAUUGACGCAAGAAGACUUUUUCAACCAGGAGUAACCUACAAGAGAUUCUUUACUUUCAAGAUCCCCCAGAAAUUGUUGGAUAACACUUGUGAGAAGAGUUUGCCGCAGCAUGCUGAACUUUGUCCCACACUUGGAAUAAACAGGGAUGAAGUUCCAGUCAGCAUGUUGUUGAGCUCAUCUCGAGUGAGGGACCUAGCCAUGGUUAACUCUUUUCUAUCAUACAGUGUUUCUGCAAUAAUCAUUGGUCGGGCAAGCAACUUUGGUGUUGAUACGGUGAACGACAAGUACGUUAUUGUGAACCGUAAAAACGCACCAAUAAGGUUACUUCCCGAGCCAGCAUAUUUUGAUUAUGAUGCAAACAUUCACUACCAAGCUUUUGUUAGUUCAAUUGAAGAGUUGAUCAAGCCCGAUUUUAGUUCAUCAAUGAGUCAGGAGACGCUAAAAGUGAAGCAAUUGUAUCAUCAGAGGAAUUUGGAAAAGAGUGGCUACUAUCAAUGCGUUGAACCAUUUAAGAAGAAAACAUUGACUGGGUCAUCCAAUAUGGGAAUCAUUACCAUGUCAUCAAAGAAAACAGAGUAUUGUAUCAACUACACUCCUCCCAAUCACGGGCUUAAGUCAAAGAUGAUUAUUCCUAUUGAGAUACGUUAUUCUGGCACAUCUCAAACUCCGAUCAUCAAAAAAGUAGAGGUUGAGUUAGUUGCAAUGACAAUUCAAUCAAAACGACAUCCCAUCCCGAUUGAAUUCACCAACGAAAUGUUGUUCAAUGACCAGGAGAUACUAUCCAAUCCAGUGACAAACAACUUUGACACAAUCAUAAUUGGCAAGUUUAACAAGUACCUCCAGAAAAUGAGCCAAGCUGUAAAAGCCGGUGCCAAGAUUGAGUAUCUGAUUUACCGUGAUGUCAAAACUUUAGCUUCCCUCAGCACUAAAUAUAUCAACUUAUCAGUGCCCGACAUUGAAUUCUACCAAGAUGACACAAAUUUAAAGCUCAAUUCAAUGCCUUGGGAAUCUAAUGAAAACGAUCUUGUCACGAAAUUUUCAAUUGCCAUGGAUCUCAACAAGUGCACUUUGAAAGGAGUAAAUAACACUGUCAAAGGAUUGGAUAAGAUUACCCUAGUUCCCACAUUUCAAAGUUGUUACGUUAGCCGGAUGUACUAUAUCAAGGUGACGGUCAAAACUAAUGGUGCUACGCUUGUGUUGAACCUUCCACUUCGAAUUGAGCGCUGA